UUUAAUUUUAGUUUCAUCUCAAUAUUUAAUUUAUUUUAUUUAAUUAGUAAUUUAUUGAUUUUAUUUAAUUUAGUCCAGUGUCUUGUUUAACUCUAAAUGCCUGUUGCAACAACAUCUUACGUUAUCCUUAGUUUACUCGCAGUUUCGCCGUUUGUAACAUUUUUUUUCGCUCAAUCAUCUAAAUCCAAAGGUGAAUCAACAAUUAGUAAUACAACCAAAGACAAUGUCUGCCGAUCUCCACUUUGUGUAUCUGAAGCUCACCGGAUAUUGGAAUCGAUUGAUGAUAAAAUCGAUCCUUGUCAAGAUUUCUAUCAAUUUGCUUGUGGAAAUUGGUUAAAGACAAAUCCAUUGCCAACAGAUAGAUUAAAAUGGUCUCCAUUGGAUAAAUUGGAGAUUCGUGUUAAAAGACAGAUAAAGGCCUUGUUUGAAGCUAAAAAUGAAAAAAAUUUGACUUGGACUCCAUAUUCAACUGCAAUCAACAUUUAUGAAAGAUGUUUGGAUAAAGAAUCAACCAUUGGCUACAAAUCAUUGAAAAGGUUAAUCAAACGGAUAGGAGGUUGGCCAAUGGUUCAAUCUAAAUGGGACUCUAAUAGAUUUGAGCCUGAAAAUACAUCCAUCUUGUUACGUACAAUGUACGGCCUUAAUUGGAUAUUUGGAAUUUAUUUAUUCACUGAAGGACAAGGAGAUAAACUUCAAACAUAUUUACUGCUGGACUCUCCUUCAUUUGGUGUUGAACGUAAAUACUUGUCCAGUUACACAAACAACAUGAGACUUCAAUCACGCCAAUUGAAUCCCUACCGUUGGUAUAUCGAGUCACUGUCUCGAUUGGUGGCUGAUGAAGGUGUCAAUGAAAAGCAAUGGUCCAAUGAGAUAAAUCGUAUAAUGACCUUUGAAGCUAGUUUAAUGGAGAUCACAACUGAUAUGGACAGUAAAGUUCAGCGAUCAAUCCAAGUAUCUCAAUUGGCUAAUCAUUAUCCCAAGAUUAGAUGGUUUUCAUUGAUAAAACAAAUUUUCACCGCAAACAAUAUUCCUAUGUCAUCUGAAAUGACCAUCUAUAUCAAUGACCACAAUUAUUACCUUCAUUUAGGUGAUGUUAUUAGGAAAACACCAAAACGAGUGAUUGCCAAUUAUCUUGGUUGGCGAGUUGCUGAACAUUAUGGAGUUUAUUCAUCAGAAGAAAUUCGGGAUUUAAGAUUCCAAUUUGAUCGGACUUUUCUUGGUGUUCAACAGCAACCCGAGCGAUGGGAAUUUUGUUACGACAUGAUUUCAAGUAGAUUACCUUUCAUCAUUGGACGCUUGUAUAUUGAUAAUUAUUUCAAUGAGAAAGCUCGAGAUGAUUUGUUAAAAUUGAUUGGUGAAACUAAAAGACAGUUACGAUUCCAAUUGGAGGAUAGCAAUUGGCUUGAUGCUUCAACUAAACUAGAAGCUCUUGACAAGCUAUCACAUAUGAUCGAUAUCGUUGGUUAUCAAGAUUGGAUUAAAGACAAUUCACAGCUGGAACGUUAUUAUUUUGAGAUUGAAAAUAUGCGCUCAGAGGAUCUUUUAGAUGAUAUUUUACUCAUGGAUAAAGCAAAAACGUUUCGUGAAUUUUCUGAACUCAAUCAGAUGAUUGGACGAGAGCAAAUGCAUGUAAUGUCACCAACCGAUGUAAAUGCUUACAAUUAUCUUCGCCGUAACCUUCUCUCUUCAACCUCUCUGUCAGCUUUUCCUGCAGCCUUACUCCAAAAUCCUCUUUACACUUAUGGAUUGCCUCCAGCCCUGAACUAUGGUGGAAUCGGUUGGAUAAUUGGACAUGAGAUUAUCCAUGCCUUUGACAGUGACGGUAAACGAUUCGAUAAAUAUGGCAACCUUCGGAAUUGGUGGUCAAACAGUACAUUUCAAACUUAUCUGACCAAAUCCAGUUGUUUUCUCGAUCAAUAUUCCCAGUUAAUUGGAAGUACAAAUGGAGCAAAUAGCAUCAUGACAUUGAGUGAAAAUAUUGCUGAUACUGUUGGAUUGGAGUUGGCCUUUUCAGCGUUCAAAGCAAACUUUGAUUCCCAAAAAUUGACAAAAAAGUCAUUAUUUUCUUCGAGCAAAAGUAUCCUUAAAGGUUACAAUCAAUUGAAACACUCAACUGACACAAAUCAUUAUUUGCCUCCAGAAUUGAUUAAAUUCACUCCUGAACAGUUAUUUUUCCUUUCUUUUGCUCAGGAAUUAACAAGUAAAUAACCAAAUGACCAACUAACUGGUCAUUUUUUGCCUUCUUUUGUUUUGUUCCCUGUUAUUGUUUCGCCAUCAUCCUGUUAACUCUUCAUCGAUUGAAAGUCCAUAUAAUCUUAUAAUUAUGUUUUUCCUCUCACCAAAGACCAAAACAAAGUCGAAAGAUAACUUUUACCAUCUUCUUUCAACCUCCAAUCCAGAAUCAUUUUGACUCUUAUCUUCAUCCUCAUCACCCUUCACCACUUUCCUCUAUUUUUCACCUUCGUUAGACUCACUUGUUUAUUCCCAAAAGAAGUGAAUGGAUGAUUAAAGGACUUAAUGGGAAGAUAAGAAUGAAUAAUAUAAUAAAUAGAAACAAAACAAUAGUUUUUGCGACUCUUUUCAUGUUUCAUCCGUAAAGCAGGUUAACUUGUCAAUUGUAGAUCAGACAAAAGUAUUUCAUCAAAUCCUUGGUCAAUGGACAAAAGUUUUACCUUCACUUUUCGUUUGUUAGUUUUGUCUUUUGUUUUUCAUUCCUUGAUUAGUUUUAUUUGAUUUUUUCCUUCUCUAGCUUCAUGAUUGCUUCAACAUUUCCAUUGAUUCUAUUCACAGAAUUCAUGACUUUAUCACAUCAACUACUGAACUGAUUUCCCCUUCAACUUGAUUAAUUUGAGAUGAAAUUGUUUGCUAAAC
Molecule: messenger RNA, 2871 nt
Organism: Tetranychus urticae (two-spotted spider mite)
Lineage: Eukaryota; Metazoa; Arthropoda; Arachnida; Trombidiformes; Tetranychidae
Source: RefSeq, a predicted model, not a curated record